AUGGAGAAGGCGUCUACCUCCCAGACCCAAACUGGUACUGCUGAUGGCUCUGCCUUCUAUGUUCUGGUGGACGUGCUGACGACGUAUGCCCAGAUAGAGAUGAAGAGAGUUGUUGGAGACAAUGCCACGCUUCCCUGCCACCAUCAGUUCUGGGUGGGUGAUGACCCCACUCUGGACAUUGAGUGGCUUCUUCUCAAGCCAACCAACAGGCAGAGAGUGGUGAUCACCUACUUUGCCGGGCGGGUUUUUGACCCCAAUGAAGCAGAACGCGGCCGCGUGGCCUUUGCUGGGGAGUACUUAAAAGGCGAUGCCUCUCUGCUGAUCAGUGACUUGUCUCUGACGGACUCAGGAGAGUACAGCUGCAAAGUCAAGACCGGCGCGCAAUACCACUGGAGCACUAUCAGCCUCAUAGUGCUGGUGAAGCCAUCCAAGCCGCAGUGCUGGAUGGAGGGCAAACUGUUGGAGGGCGGUGAUGUUAAGAUGAGCUGCAAGUCUGCUGAUGGCUCUGAUCCCAUCCACUACAAAUGGGAAAGGGUACUGGACAAGGGCAAGUAUGUUGGCAAGCUGCCUCCAUUGGCCCUGAUAGAUUUGAAAAACCCUGAAAUUGUGACGCUGAGGAACUUGACCAAGGACAGCACUGGUGUCUACAAAUGCACAGCCAGCAACGAUGUGGGAGAAGAGAGCUGCACCGUGGAGGUGAAGAUGCACUAUGUAAGGGGAAUGGGUGUGGUAGCAGGGGCAGUGGUUGGUGUGUCGUUCGGUGUCCUCCUCAUCAUCGUCAUCAUCUGGUUGGUCUGUCGCAAGAAGGAGAUGAAGAAAUACGAAGAGGAAGAUACCCCAAAUGAAAUCAGGGAGGAUGCGGAAGCUCCCAAAGCCAAACUGGUGAAGCCCAACUCCCUCUCCUCAUCCCGCUCUGGCAGCUCUCGCUCAGGAACCUCCUCCACCCAAUCCAUGGUACACAACAUGGGGCCCCGAGGCCAACGAGGCUGUGUUCCUGCUGUGGCGGCCCUCAAGGAAAACUGUCAAGCCUCCACCUUCCCUCAAUCUCCACUUGGCUACAAUCAGACAGUUCCCAAGACUCCUGAACCCCGUUCUACACCCACCUCUACUUCUACCUCCAACUCGAAGCCCAGCCCUCCCCCGAAACUGAGCCCUGGGAACCUGACCCGCAUGGGGGCCACUCCUGUUAUGAUCCCUGCCCAAACAAAGGCCUUCCAGACUGUGUAGAAGAGAUGGCGAAGGAAACUGUAAUCACACAGAGGAAAAUACCCAUGGCAGCCUCAGGACAUGGCAACCAGCUGAACCCAAGAAUUAGACUCUGACACAAAUCCAGUUUUACCAUUUAGAUACAUUCUUAGAGUUCACAUUGUUCCUCUACAUUAAAGGAACAAGCUUCUUCUGGCGUUGUUCAUGGACACACUGCAACAUGUGAGGUGAAGG
Messenger RNA from Toxotes jaculatrix (banded archerfish), 1440 nucleotides. RefSeq names its product CXADR-like membrane protein (gene clmpa). Lineage: Eukaryota; Metazoa; Chordata; Actinopteri; Toxotidae. The transcript is spliced from 7 exons. Gene Ontology annotation, cellular component: cytoplasmic microtubule; membrane; cell surface. The coding region runs from base 1 to 1227 and encodes 408 amino acids. The record is from RefSeq and is a predicted model, not a curated record.